AUGACUGAAGAUGAGUGGGUAAAAGAGUCUAUAAUUGAUGACAUUGUAGUGGCAGAGUUACUGUUGUGUCUAAACCAGGUGGCGUCAAUAUAUACGCCCAAUUCAAAGCCACCGAUACAGUGGAGUGUGCGACAGCGCCGUUCUAAUCUCGUCUCAGUUAAUACUAACAAUCUGACUCUAAUGGCUAGCCCCAGAACACCCUUGUCCUGGAGUGGCGCCACCUCCGUCAGCGGUGGAGGGGGAGGAAGCGCGAUUGAUGUUAGCUUCGCGGAGUCCAGUCGAUCAUCUUCUCUCCAAACAACCCCGCUACACGAGAUCUAA
Molecule: messenger RNA, 321 nt
Organism: Nicotiana tabacum (common tobacco)
Lineage: Eukaryota; Viridiplantae; Streptophyta; Magnoliopsida; Solanales; Solanaceae
Source: RefSeq, a predicted model, not a curated record